GGAUCCUGACGUUCAACGGAACAGUGACUACACCCUGGAUGAAGGACAUCAUUCUGCCCUGCAAGGCGGUCGGAGAUCCACCCCCCACCAUCAAGUGGCUGAAGGGAAACAAUGGUACCCCUGCCCCUGUUCUGAUUGACGGACGCCGCAGUGUCCAUAGCAACGGUAGCUUCAUCAUCCGAACGGUGAAAGCAGAGGACUCUGGGAACUACAGCUGUGUGGCCAGCAACAACUGGGGCUCUGAUGAGAUCACGCUCAACCUGCAGGUUCAAGUUCCUCCAGACCAACCACGCCUCACAGUUACCAAGACAACCACCACGUCAAUCACUCUGUCCUGGAUACCUGGGGACAACGGAGGAAGCUCCAUCAGAGAGCCACAGUUUGCCAAAGAACACGAGCUGUUUGCCAGCAUCAAUUCCACCCGGGUCAGGCUCAAUCUAAUUGGGUGGAACAAUGGCGGCUGCCCAAUCACCUCAUUCACCCUGGAGUACCGUCCGGUGGAGACGGCAAUGUGGACCAUGGCCCAGCGCACCUCACUAACCAAGAGCUACAUCCUGUACGACCUGGCGGAAGCCACCUGGUACGAGUUGCAGAUGAAGGUGGUCAACAGCGCUGGCUUCGCCGAGAAGAAAAUCACAUUCGCCACGCUCAACGCAGAUGGAAGCACUAUCCCUCCUCUGUUGAAGACAGUGGACCCCAUCACAGACAACAUGUCAGGCAACGAGGGGCUGAAGAUGAUGGUGACCAUCACCUGUAUCCUGGUGGCUGCUGUCAUGGUCUUCAUCCUCCUGAUGGUGCUGAAGAGGAGGAGGAGGGAGCAGAGGCUCAAGAGGCUACGCGAUGCAAAAAGCCUGGCAGAAAUGCUGAUGAGUAAAAACACACGGACACCAGACACAUCGAACAAACAGCAAGCCAUGAGAAUGCACAUCGACAUCCCCCGAGCCCAGCUGCUCAUCGAAGAGAGAGAUACUAUGGAGACUAUCGACGACAGGUCGACGGUGCUGCUGACUGAUAAUGACUUUGGGGAGACGUCCAAACAGAAGUCGUCCACUGUCACGCACACAGUCCACUACCAGUCCCUGUCGCAGGCCACCGGCCCACUGGUGGACGUCUCCGAUGCCCGGCCUGGAACCAACCCCACAGCACGCCGCACUGCCAAAGCAGGCCCUGCAGCCAGCAGGAACCGAUACGCCAGCCAGUGGACCCUGAACCCCCCCCAACCACCCACCUCCUCCCACACCCUGAGCACAGACUGGAGACUGCCCACACCGCGCGCCGCCGGCUCUGUGGACAAGGAGAGCGAUAGCUACAGCGUCAGCCCAUCGCAGGACACAGACCGUGCGCGGAGCAGCAUGGUGUCGACAGAGAGCGCGUCGUCCACGUACGAGGAGCUGGCCCGGGCCUAUGAGCACGCCAAGAUGGAGGAGCACCUGCGGCACGCCAAGUUCACCAUCACAGAAUGCUUCAUCUCCGACACCUCCUCAGAGCAAAUGACUGCCGGCACCAAUGACUACACAGACAGCCUGACGUCCAGCACGCCGUCCGAGUCAGGCAUCUGCAGGUUCACCGCCUCCCCGCCCAAGCCUCAGGACGUCAGCCGGGUUAUGAACAUGGCAGCACCCAAGGCCCACAGACCGGGAGGAGAGCUGGUGCACCUGCCCCCGUACCUACGAAUGGACUUCCUGUUAAACCGUGGCUCUACGUCGGGAGGCCGGGGGUCCAAUGGUGGUAACGGAGGAAGAGAAGGAGGAGGAGGGGAGACAGGGGCGUUGGGUCAGGCGUGUUUGGAGCCCCAGAAGAGCCGCACKCUGAAACGGCCCCCGCUCCUGGAACCCACACCCAUGGAGGUGCCCACGUCCAGGGAGGUGCAGCAGUGGCAGCCAGGGACUGCCUCCACCCUGCCCCAGCGUGAGCCCACUGGCCGUGAGGCCACCGGAGACCUGGCCCAGGCCCAGGCUGCCAAGCUCAGCAGCUCACAGGAGUCCCUGCUAGACUCCAGAGGACACCUAAAACAGAGCAACAACCCCUACGCAAAGUCCUACACGCUGGUAUAACACAAGGAGUUACGUUACACACUCCAGGACUUAGACUGUAAACUGUACUGCAGCUCUACACAGAGAUCUGGCACGGAACAAUGAUGAUGAUGGACACUUUUCAACAACAACUAAUAUAUAUUUCUGACUCCAAGUGGAUGCGUUACUUUGAUUCUUUCUGUAUUUCUUUCUCUUGCUUUCUUUCGUUCUUCUCUCUUCUCUAUUCCUUUCUUUUGUUCUUGCUCCCUUCUUUCUUCUUCUUGCUCUCUGAUUUCUCAGUUUUAUUUUCUAUUUGAGUAUUCUUUUAUUCUAAACUCCAUAUGAAAAUUGCCAAAAUAAUGUAUUUCAAUUUGACAGAGAAAAAUACUAUUGAAUUUAUAUCAAUGAUAAUUAUAGUCAUUAUUAUUAUUAUAUAUAAAAAUAAAAAUAAAUCUAAAAACAAGAAGAAGAAGAGGAGGAGGACUCUGGAGCACUCUGCAGGAGGAUAUUGCUUUCUUCAUUUAUUUAUUUUGUUUGUCGCAGUGUGAUCAAAUCGAUGAUUGGAUAGCUGGUGGUUUUUCAAUAAUGAGAGGAGCCAAGGAAAAUAACUGCAUUAAAGCUGAACCUGUCUGUCCAUGCCUUCGACUCAAUCUACUCAGAUAGAUUGUUACUACAUUCUUCAACCUUUCCAAUGACUGCAUGGGGACUGAUCUAUGACAAUUACAGGAAUGGCUGGAAAAUCCAAAAGAGAAUUUUGUCACACUAUGAAAAUUAUACAAUGUGAAUAUAUAUAAAAGAGAUCACUUUUAUUUGUGGAUAUUACAGGGAAAAUGAUUUGGUUAAUAAAGUCCUUAGUCAUGUUUGCA
Salvelinus sp. IW2-2015 is the source of this 2878-nucleotide messenger RNA. Its product is annotated as cell adhesion molecule DSCAM-like. Gene Ontology annotation, molecular function: cell-cell adhesion mediator activity. NCBI's taxonomy places the organism in Eukaryota, Metazoa, Chordata, Actinopteri, Salmoniformes, Salmonidae. Gene Ontology annotation, cellular component: plasma membrane; axon. The record is from RefSeq and is a predicted model, not a curated record. Gene Ontology annotation, biological process: dendrite self-avoidance; homophilic cell-cell adhesion; axon guidance.